Molecule: messenger RNA, 1759 nt
Organism: Ornithodoros turicata
Lineage: Eukaryota; Metazoa; Arthropoda; Arachnida; Ixodida; Argasidae
Product: lysophospholipid acyltransferase 7-like
Exons: 8
Coding region: 280-1662 (460 amino acids)
Biological process (GO): lipid modification; phosphatidylinositol biosynthetic process
Cellular component (GO): mitochondria-associated endoplasmic reticulum membrane contact site; membrane
Molecular function (GO): lysophospholipid acyltransferase activity
Source: RefSeq, a predicted model, not a curated record
CGCAACGCCAACCGAACACAAUUAUCGGUUUUCUCAAAAGCAUAUGAACCGCACCCACCACUUCCUUCGCGUUUCACAGCACACAAAGUGGAAACCACGGCCAAGCUAGAAUUGCCUGCAGACUAUACGCACAGCAUAUAGACAACAACGAUGAGCGCGAGGUUCCCCGUCCGUUGGAUGCUGUGUCACUAUCGAAUGCAGCAACAGUCUGGAUAUAACCUGUAUGGAACGCUCUAAUACAGUUCGCGUAUCUGGUUCAGUCAUCUAACCAUAGGCACGAUGAAUCUCUCCACGGACAUCAUUUACACGGGAUUGCUGCUCCUCUGCGUCAUGAUGGGACACUUCUUAUACAUUAUUCAAAGUGCUGGCAUGCGACGAAACUUCUGUACAGUCUUUGGCAUCAUCUUAGUGGUCAUUGUAUCGGGGUGGCAUACGGUACACCCGUUAACAAUGACCGUCGUCAAUAGCCUCAUCGUUAUCUACGUGCCAGUCAGGUUUCGUACGAAAUUGAGUUUUGUCUUCUCCUUCGGAUAUCUCAUAUUCUUCAAAUACCUUAAAAUGUAUAACAUUCAAACACCUCCUGAUAUUACAAACUGCAUUCAGAUGAUGUUGACCCUCAAGAUGGCAGGUGUCUCAAUUGAGCUUGACAUCCUACGAGAGAAACGCUCAAACCAAAAAGACGAAAAGUCCAAGGUAUGGGAUUAUGAGGAAAAUGACAUGAAUCUUACCCCACUGGACAUCUUCCACUACGCUUUCUGCUAUGUAGGCGUACUGGUUGGCCCAUAUUACCGGUACAGAACGUACAGGGACUUUAUAAGGGCACCCUAUGCAACAUCCGUCAAUCGUAUGGCACAUUGUCUGGACCGUAUAAAAGUUGUGCCUCUCUACAUCGUCAUUUGGUUUCUCGUCAACAUGUAUACCCCGGCAGAUUAUAUAGGCCAGGAUUCGUUCUACCGUGACCACGGACUGAUCUACAGACUGCUCUACUUGUGGCCAGUCUUUCUGAGCUUCCGAAUGCGUCUCUACACCGGCUUCAUCUUGGGGGAAUGCGGGUGCAUAGCCGCGGGCAUGGGCCUCUACCCUUCUGCAGCCAAUGCCGCCCCCGGUGCUGGACCCACAAAUCUGCCUGCACUCGUGGCUGUGUGUGACAAGAAGAACUUUUCACGAGAAGAGUUUGACUACCGGACCGUUUACAAUGUUGACGAAAGUGGAUGUGAAAUCAGCGUUACAGUGCGUGACGGGAUCCGUCACUGGAACAACACGGUACAAUAUUGGCUGGCUGUCUAUUUCUACAAGCGACUGCCUUUCAACAGAGCAUUCAGGGGGGUUCUGACGAUGGUACUCAGCUCCAUAUGGCAUGGCCUGCAGCCCGGGUACUUUGUCUGCCUCGUAUCCGCAUCUGCGUUCUUGGUGGCUGACCGGCACCUAGAACUGUGGACGCAAAGAUUCCGCGGCGUGCGCUACGUUGUGAGCCGUCUGCUACUGUGGCUCCUCAAGACUGAAGCCUUCACGUACAUGUUGGCUGCAUUCUUGUUGCUGGACGGAGUGCGUGUGUGGCGCUAUUAUAGCCACGUAUACUUUGUGGGACACCUCUAUGUCCUGCUCGUGAUCCUGUGGGGUCAGUUCUUACGAGACAGAUCGUAUGAUCCGCAAAAAAAGUGAAGUGUUGCUCCCAUAAUGUUUAUAGAAUUGUAAAGUAUUUGUACAAAUUCUGCAUGCUAUUAACUUGUGCCAAAGAUAACAUGGCAUACGAUCAUCA